Sarcophilus harrisii (Tasmanian devil) is the source of this 1153-nucleotide messenger RNA. RefSeq names its product phosphoribosyl transferase domain containing 1 (gene PRTFDC1). Gene Ontology annotation, biological process: purine ribonucleoside salvage. The transcript is spliced from 9 exons. Gene Ontology annotation, molecular function: hypoxanthine phosphoribosyltransferase activity. Bases 77 to 1024 code for a protein of 315 amino acids. The record is from RefSeq and is a predicted model, not a curated record. NCBI's taxonomy places the organism in Eukaryota, Metazoa, Chordata, Mammalia, Dasyuromorphia, Dasyuridae.
UUCCUGCUUUCCUCCAGGAGAACCAUGGCUGGGAAGAGAGAGGAGGCGCGAGACUGCGGGCGAGGGGUCGUGGUAAAUGGAAGCUCCUGAUUUCCGGGCAGUAGUGAGCGCCCACACCCUCUGUCUCUCCUUCAUCCCUCCCUCCAGGCCCCUCUCCUGGGCCGCCUCUUUCCAGGCAGAACCGAGUACUUUAACGGAGCGGCCCGGGCCGGCUCCUCCAUCCUCGCGAUGGAGCCAGAAGCGCCGGCUCUGCCCGAGACCACUGUUCCCACCUUCCCGCAGAGCCCCUCCAUCCGCACCCCACCCUUGCACACAUCGCCAGCCCAGCCUCUGCCCCUGCCUUUCUCCGUCCCCGCGCCCGGCCUGUUCUCUUUCUCAUCAUCCACCCCCAGAGAUUUCUGAUGACUGGCCAGGCUAUCACUUGGAUUUAUUCACUUACCCACAGCACUAUUGUGGAGAUUUGAAUCGCGUGCUUAUACCCCAUGGUGUCAUUGUGGACAGAACUGAGAAGUUGGCAAAGGAUAUCAUGAAUGAUAUUGGAUUCUGUGACAUGGUGGUUCUGUGUGUGCUUAAAGGAAGCUACAAAUUCUGUGCUGACCUUGUGGAGAAUCUAAAAAAUAUCAGUCGAAAUUCAGAUACAUUUGUCUCAAUGAAGGUUGACUUCAUCAGACUAAAGAGUUACCAGAAUGACCAAUCCAUGGGUGAUAUGCAGAUAAGCGGAGGCGAUGAUCUUUCUAAACUAGCUGGCAAGAAUGUGCUCAUUGUGGAGGAUAUUGUUGGAACUGGGAGGACCAUGAAAUCUCUGCUUGGCAAAAUAGAAAAAUACAAGCCCAACAUGAUUAAGGUAGUGAGUUUGUUGGUGAAAAGAACCCCGAGAAGUGACGGCUUUCGACCUGACUAUACUGGAUUUGAGAUUCCAGAUUUAUUUGUGGUGGGCUAUGCCUUAGACUACAAUGAAUACUUCAGAGAUCUCAAUCAUAUAUGCGUGAUCAGUGAACAAGGCAAAGGAAAAUAUCGCGUCUAAAGAAGUCCGUUCUCACUACCUGAAAAUUUGUGAAUUUCUUCAAUUCCCUAAUUCUCUUUGCCUUUGACUACAAUCAAGAAGCUAGUUUGUCUGUUUGUGAAAGUCGGCUCUGCAGGCAUCUUCAUGGAU